This is a messenger RNA of Cicer arietinum (chickpea), 747 nucleotides long. Its product is annotated as non-specific lipid transfer protein GPI-anchored 5-like. Gene Ontology annotation, biological process: lipid transport. Lineage: Eukaryota; Viridiplantae; Streptophyta; Magnoliopsida; Fabales; Fabaceae. The record is from RefSeq and is a predicted model, not a curated record. Gene Ontology annotation, molecular function: lipid binding.
UAUUUUCCUAUAAAAAGCCAUUCCAUCGUUGUUCUUCCAAACCAUCCAAUUCAAAGGAUUAAGUCCAGAAAAAGUAAUUUGAAUAAGAAAAUAAAAAUGGAAGUGGGUCUUAGUUUGGUUAUAUUGUCCUUGUUUUGUGCAGGAGCUGUGGCACAAUCAGGUUGUACAAAUGUGUUAGAGAACCUAUCACCGUGCCUCAAUUACAUAACGGGGAGCGCAACAAACCCAUCUUCAGGGUGCUGCACACAAUUUUCAGGUGUUGUGAAAUCAUCACCACAAUGUCUCUGUCAGAUUCUUAAUGGAGGAGCAUCAUCACUUGGUAUCAAUGUUAACCGUACCCAAGCUCUUGCCUUACCUACUGCUUGCAAAGUACAAACCCCACCCUCCACUCAGUGCAAUGCCGAUUCACCAGCGGGAUCUUCUAAUUCUAAUCCAUCAGGAACCGAAAAUUCCAUCAAGCUAUCAAUUCCUCUACUCUUCGUUGUUUUUGCUGCAACAUAUGCUUCGACUUUCAGGACAUACUGAAAUAUUCAUUUUUUCAUUUCUACACCUCACAUUUAUAAUGUUAUUUUUCAGUUGUUGAAGAUUGUUGUUUCUUUUCACAAUAUAUUCAUUUUUGUGAUCACUAGCUCUAUUUGGUUAAUUAUAUGGUGUUGUAUUGUGAACGGGAGAUAUAUUUUAUCUCCCUUAAGCUUUAACGUGUUUGGAUUUGCUAUACUAUGAUUCUGUUAAACACGAUUACUAAUA